AUGGAAAUCAAAAUCAGUUAUAAUAUGUGUGCAAAAUAUCUUAAGCUUGUGACUCCAGCUAUAACAAUAGGUCAAGAGAGGCAUAUAAGUUGUAUGAUCAAUAUGUUGAAGAUGCAUUGUAUGAUCACUGCCUUUCUACUCGCCGUAGCUGCUCAGCGCGUGAGCAGCUUCGAGCUCGUUCCAUUCACUCAAGUCAUCAACGCAACAGAAAGGAGAGCAGUUUGUAUGGACGGGUCACCGGGCGGCUACUAUUACUCGGCCGGAUCAGGAGAUGGGGCCAAAAAUUGGCUCAUCUAUCUCAUGGGAGGAGGAUGGUGUGCAGAUAUUGCUACAUGCCAAAACUUAUUCAAUGAAAUUAGAGGGAGUUCUAAAUUAAGUGGAAACGCAAAUUUCACAGGAAUUCUUAGCCCAGACAAAGACAUAAAUCCGGAUUUCUACAAUUGGAACAGAAUUUACGUGUUCUAUUGUGACCAGUCAUCAUUUCUCGGAGACACUGAGGUUGAUGGUCAAGGACAAAAGGUUCAGUUCAGAGGGUCCAAGAUUUUUGAUGCUGUCGUGGAGGACCUUUUGGUCAAAGGAAUGGCUAUUGGAAAAAAUGUAAUUCUUUCCGGCAGAUCCGCCGGGGGCCUAGCAACCAUCCUACACCGUGACAACUUUCGAGCACGUCUCCCCGAUGUCGGUAGGGUGAAAUGCCUUUCAGAUUCGGGAUUUUUCAUCCGAGCUGAGAAUGUCCCUAACGCGGACUAUAGAGAGCAAUAUUUUGCCUCGACCAUCAUGCUCCACGAAAUAUCCAGAUUUUUGCCCGCCACAUGCACAAAAAGAAUGGAUCCGGAUUUGUGUCUCUUUCCAGAAAAUAUAGUCGGUCAUGUUCGAACUCCACUAUUUAUACUGAAUAGUGCAUUUGAUUAUUUCCAGGUUCGAUUCCAAUUGGUGCCUACAUCGUUUCCUGAUUGGCAAAGAUGGAAUAUGUGUGUAAACAAUUUGAGCGCUUGCACAGCCGCUGAUAAACAGUUGAUAAUUGAUUUUGGAGAUGCAUUUUUCAAAGGCGUUACUCAAAUCCUCAAAAAUCCUUCAGUAGGCAUGUUUAUAAACGCAUGCUACGCUCAUUCAGUAGCAUAUGAUGAGCACUAUUGGUCACCCAAUUCCAUAGUCAAAUUGGGGAAUUUGACCAUAUUGGAGUCCUUUUCUAAUUGGUAUUUCGAUAGAGAUUCAGUCACAUUGACUACAUUGGAGGCCUUUGGUAAUUGGUAUUUCGAUAGAGCUGAUUCAGUUGCAUUGGUUACCUCUUCUAAUUAUGUAGAGAAUUACGAAGCAGCUGCACGCGACGCUUGCGUUGUAUACGACAAUUACAUCGACUUUCAGGCUUACCAACUUUUGCGCGAGUGCAACUCUAGGAUUUAG
Salvia splendens (bonfire salvia) is the source of this 1401-nucleotide messenger RNA. RefSeq names its product pectin acetylesterase 7. NCBI's taxonomy places the organism in Eukaryota, Viridiplantae, Streptophyta, Magnoliopsida, Lamiales, Lamiaceae. The transcript has 15 exons. The coding region runs from base 1 to 1401 and encodes 466 amino acids. Gene Ontology annotation, biological process: cell wall organization. The record is from RefSeq and is a predicted model, not a curated record. Gene Ontology annotation, cellular component: plant-type cell wall. Gene Ontology annotation, molecular function: pectin acetylesterase activity.